AUGCAUGAUUACACGAUAAAAGUAUACGAGUUUUUCUCAAACCUUCCUGAAAAUAUUCGAAGAACUCGUCGAUCUCGAUCUUCGUCUCAGUCAAACGGUAACGGUACCCCCGUUACUCCACAUUUAAGUGGUUCACGAGCGUCCGGUGCUGAGACUGUUUCUCCGCCCCCAGCGUCACCAGUACCACAGACAUUAUCACCCUUAGACUCUAUGGAUCCGAGUGUAGGGGUUGAUGCAUUAGAUUUGGAGAUGAGGUUGUUGAGGAUAAGAGAUGGGUGUUUGGAAGGGUGGAGGAGAAGGGGACGAGAUUGUAUUUGUGGACAUGGGUGUUUGGAUCAAGAAGUUGAUCAGGGGAGGGUAUUUUGGGGGACUGAGUUGGCUGAUGUUGAGGAGAGUAGUUCUGAGCUGGUUACGAGACCGGCUGGUUCUGAGGAGGGGGAGGAUGAGGAUGAGGAUGAGUGGGCAGAAGCUUUGGAAAUAUUAGCGGUGGAGGUAGAAGAAGAUGUAGAGGGCAUUGAAGAUACAGGAGUCGUUGAAGACAUUGGAGUUACUCAAUAUAGUGGAUUUUUUCAGCAUACAGAACCUGACCAAAAUACCGCACCUGAUCGAAAUAUGGGAACUGUUCAGGAUACAGGCCCUGGUCGAAAGAUAGGAACCGUUCAACAUGCAGGGCUUGUUCAACAUACAGGAGCUCUCCAAGAUAUGGGAGUCGCUCCAGACGUUGAAGUUGCGGGGGUGAUGGAAGAUGCCGAGGCUGUAGAAGAUAUGGAAAAUGCAGAGGAGGAACAAAUGGAAGCCGAGCCUUAUAAUCGCCCAUAUCUAGAGCUAGAGACUGGGACUGAGGCCAAGAUUUAUGAGGAUGAGGACGACGACGAGGAGCUGGAGGAGGAGGUUAGGAUGGAAGAGGAGGAUGGAAUGGAAGAGCCGAAUAGAGUGGAGUUGAGGAGGAUUAGUUGGUAUGUUAAUUAUGGAGGGAAUGAUUUUGCAGUUGAGUCUAACCGGGAUGAUGAAUUGAUUUGA
This is a messenger RNA of Orbilia oligospora ATCC 24927, 1020 nucleotides long. RefSeq lists its product as uncharacterized. The transcript has a single exon. NCBI's taxonomy places the organism in Eukaryota, Fungi, Ascomycota, Orbiliomycetes, Orbiliales, Orbiliaceae. The record is from RefSeq and is a predicted model, not a curated record. Bases 1 to 1020 code for a protein of 339 amino acids.